GUGUCAGCAGACAGCACGGAUUACCCGGACCGGGCUUCCACCAUGGAGCUCCGUCUGCAGGCGCAGGAGGAUGAGAUCACGCUGCUGAAGUCCUCGCUGGCCGACGCUCUCCGCAGGAUCCGCCUGCACGACCAGCUCCUCCCACUACUGAAGCAGCAGCUGAUCGCCGUGAAUCCAAGUGCUGCCAGGGUGUUGAACCAAGUGUGUUGUUCGGAUGAUUGGACCAGCGGUGGAAAACACUCUGCCAACCCACCCAUGGAUGGGAUUCGUAACCCUGCCACUAGGGUUCGCAGGAACAGUGAGAAACUGAGUAACCCAGAGAGGCAGAGAAAACUUCUGGACAAGAAGGCAGCGUCUUCGGCCAACCUGCUGGCCCGCUCCCCCAGCCUGGAGAACCGUGCUAAAGAGCUGGUUCCCACUGCAGCAUCUCCUGGCUCAAGAAGAGGAACUUACAGCCAAGGACACUCAAUCAAAAUGUUCAUCCGUGGUCGACCCAUCACCAUGUACAUCCCGUCUAACAUCCAGAACUACGAGGACCUGAAGAUGGAGCCCCCGUCUGAGAGGCUGGACCUGGACUGGGUCUAUGGUUACCGGGGACGGGACUGCCGGGCCAACCUGUACUUCCUUCCCACUGGCGAGGCUGUGUAUUUCAUCGCUUGUGUCAUCGUGCUCUAUCACAUCAAGAACCGCACACAACGUCACUAUCACAAACACACGGACUGUGUUCGCUGUCUCACCCUUCAUCCUGACAAAGUACGAGUAGCAUCCGGCCAAACAGCAGGCGUGGAUAAAGAUGGCAAGCCUCUGCACCCGUGUGUUCACAUCUGGGACUCCACCACGCUGGUCACCCUGCAGCAGAUCGGCCUGGGAACCUUCCAGAGGGGAGUGGGAUCCGUGGCCUUCUCCUUCGCUGACUCUGGAUUGUUCAUGUGCGUCAUUGAUGACUCUAAUGAACACAUGUUGUCAGUGUGGGACUGCACGAAGGGAACCAAGCACGCAGAGAUUAAGAGCACCAACGAGGCCGUGUUUGCCGUGGAGUUCAACCCCAGCGACAGCAGCAUCAUCAUCACGUGUGGGAAAUCCCACGUCUACUUCUGGACACUCACUUCAGGACAGUUCACCAAGAAACAAGGCAUCUUUGGGAAAUACAAGAAGCCCAAGUUCAUCCAGUGCUUUGUGUUCAGCCUGACUGGAGAUGUUCUGACGGGAGACUCUGAGGGAAACAUCCUCACCUGGGGCAAGUCUGCUGCAGACACCAAAACGCUGGGGAAAGGAGCCAAAGAGACAUACCAGAUCAUGCGGCAGACCCGGGCCCAUGAAGGCAGCGUGUUCACUCUGUGCCCCCUGCAGGGGGGGGCUCUGCUCAGCGGGGGGGGCAAGGACCGCAAGAUCAUCCGCUGGAGCGCAGACCUGGCCCCCGAGAGGGAGUGUGAGAUUCCUGAGAAAUUUGGAGCAGUGCGCACGAUAGCAGACGUGGACGGGGAGGAGCUUUUGGUUGGAACAACUCGGAAUGCCAUUCUCCGAGGAACGUUCUCCGACGGUUUUGUGGCGAUUGUGCAGGGUCAUGUAGAUGAGAUGUGGGGCUUGGCCACUCACCCCUCCCAGAACAUCUUCCUCACCUGUGGUCAUGACAGACAGGUGUGUCUGUGGAAAACGGAGGAGCACCAGUUGGAGUGGAGCAUCACCCUGGAGGACUACGGACUGUGCGCUGAUUUCUGCCCUGAUGGAUCCGUCGUGUCGGUCGGUCUCAGCACAGGGAGGUGGGUGGUGCUGGACCUGCUCACCAUGGAGCAGAUUUCUGAAUCCACUGACGGGAACGAACAGCUCUCUGUCAUCAGAUAUUCACCGGACGGAAGCUUUCUAGCUGUUGGAUCUCAUGACAACUUUAUCUACAUCUACAAUGUGACGGAGAGCGGCCGCCGCUACACCCGCACUGGCAAGUGUAAUGGACACUCCAGCUUCAUCACUCACCUGGACUGGUCCAAGGACGGGAAGUACAUCAUGUCUAAUUCAGGAGACUAUGAGAUUCUUUACUGGGACAUUGCAGCAGGAUGUAAGCUGCUGAGAAACCGCUUUGAGAGUAAAGACAGAGAAUGGGCUUCGUAUACGUGUGUGCUGGGUUUCCAUGUCAUGGGGGUGUGGUUGGAGGGCUCUGACGGCACGGACAUCAACGCCCUGUGCCGCUCCCACAGUGAGACGGUGGUGGCCGUGGCCGACGACUUCUGUAAGGUCCAUCUCUUCCAGUAUCCAUGUCCCAAACCCAAGGCCCCCAGCCACAAGUACGAGGGCCACGGGAGCCACGUCACCAACGUUUGCUUCACCCACUGUGACUCUCACCUCCUGUCCAUGGGCGGGAAGGACACGUGCAUCCUGCAGUGGAGGGUGACGGGAGGCAGCAGGGAGAGACGGGCCUCGGCCUCGUCCACCUCCACCUCCACCAGCUCUCCAGAACCUUCCACAAGCUAGAAACUGCUUCUUUUUUUUAACUUUAAAGGCAGCAGAGCCUGUUCCCUUCUAGCCGCUGAGGUGUACAUCAGUUAUUGGCUUAGUUUGCCUUCUGCUAUGUCAGUUUUAUGUUGAGAGGGGGACCAAACUCAUUUUCAUUUUGGUCAUGAAGAUCAUGAAUGACCUCAAGGGGCCGGUUGUGGCGGUUUUUAAGGUUGCUGCCUGAUGGACAAUGGAUACUUUGAUUAGACAAGAUGUGUUGGCUUUUUUAUGUAUCUAAUUGCUGUGUUGUUCAACCCUGGCCCUCAGGGCUCACUGUCGUGCAUGUUUUAGAUGUUGCUCUGAUUCAAAUAACUGGAUCAACUUAUCACGGAGAUCUUCACAAGUCUAUCAAUGGUCCUCAGAUUUGAGCCAGGUGAUGGGCUUGAAGAACACUGAUCUAGUGCAACAAAUCUACCAAGACUAGUAGGUCGUCACUAGGUGCCGGUGUUGCACCAUAAACCCUGAGCUGAAGCUGCGCUUAAUCCCAGAAAACAAGGACCAGAAGAAUCCUGUUAGUUGAAAUUGCACCUCGAAGGUCACGACCCAAUCUAUUACCGUAUUGGCACGAAUAUAAGACGGUGUAUUUUGCAUUGAAAUAAGACUGAAAAAGUGGGGGUCGUCUUACAUUCGGGGU
Cololabis saira (Pacific saury) is the source of this 3121-nucleotide messenger RNA. RefSeq names its product EMAP like 3 (gene eml3). Bases 43 to 2466 code for a protein of 807 amino acids. Gene Ontology annotation, molecular function: microtubule binding. Lineage: Eukaryota; Metazoa; Chordata; Actinopteri; Beloniformes; Belonidae. The record is from RefSeq and is a predicted model, not a curated record. Gene Ontology annotation, biological process: microtubule cytoskeleton organization. The transcript is spliced from 22 exons. Gene Ontology annotation, cellular component: mitotic spindle.